Phaedon cochleariae (mustard beetle) is the source of this 499-nucleotide messenger RNA. NCBI's taxonomy places the organism in Eukaryota, Metazoa, Arthropoda, Insecta, Coleoptera, Chrysomelidae. The record is from the annotation of a GenBank genome assembly.
UGACAACCAACAAAAUCACAAAAAAUGGCAGACGAAAUCAGAAAUUUUUGUGUUAAAUGCGACGAGAACAUAGGGGAUGCUGCCCAAGCGAAAAUAUUGAAAUGUAACGGACAAUGCAAUAAAGUUAUCCAUCAGACCUGCAGCAGUUACAACGCUUCAGAAUGGCAGUUUCUUGAAACCAACAAAGACAACAUCAAAUGGUUUUGCGAUGGAUGCUCUCAAGCUACCACAGUUAAAGUCUCCCAGUAAAACAAAAUCCUUACACUGCUGCCAAAACUUUAUUUUGUAGGAGGGCUGAUUCUCUCAAUAUUAAUCCCCUUUUGCAAAAACUUUCAAGAUUCAAGGUGUCAUGGCUGUUUUUUGAACAUUUUAGGAGAGCAGUGGAAGAUUUUUGAAAAGGACAGCAGUUACUUUCCUUUUCUUUGGUUCAGUUGAUCUUGUUCUAUUGAAAAUGUUAUAUUUUUUUCAUGAUGAAUAAAUAAUAAUGCUCUCUUCAUAU